UCUCGGAAGCUGCAAAUACCUUAACAACAUACAUUACUCGUGCACAAUUCCCUUUACAGCCUUAAUCGCCGCCCACCAUCGCCUCCUCUCCGAUAAUUUAAGAAUAUAAGGAGACGUGUACGAUCGAACGAGCAAGCAGGCGUUGCGUUGCGGAAGAAAAUUAUUCUGGGUUUGGAAAGUACUAGCCUUUGGAGUGAAUCAAUCGCCGCCGCGGAGAGAUGGGUUCGUCGGAGAUUGUGGAUUCCGGGAGACCCUCCGCCCAGAAAUCCAACUUCUCUCACACGUGUACUCUGCUCAGCCAGUAUUUGAAGGAAAAGGGCUCUUUUGGUGAUCUCAGUCUCGGAAUUUCCCGCAAUUUUGAAGCUUCUGGGACAGCAGCACAGACAAUGAAUCUGUUGCCCAUGAUUGAGAAAUCGGGUCAGAAUUCUGGACCCAAACCCGGGAACUUGCUCCCUAACUUUACCAAAGAAGAGACCACUAAGAAGACUGAUUCAAGUGUGGCAAAGGCAGAGACUGAGAAGUCACAGAUGACAAUUUUCUAUGGUGGUCAGGUGCUUGUGUUCAAUGAUUUUCCAGCAGAGAAGGUUAAGGAAAUUAUGGUUUUGGCCAAAGGAGGAAACACCACACACAACCCCCCCAACAUCUUUUCUUACAACAACAAUAAUACUCCCACCUUGGUGUCUCCAAAACCUGCUGAAUCUUCAGCUACCAAUAUGGUCACUCCCCCUGCUGUUCCUAAGGUUGUCCCAAAUCUUGGCAACCAGAAACCCAUCACUUCUGACUUGCCAAUUGCCAGGAGGCAUUCCCUAGCCAGGUUCUUGGAGAAGAGAAAAGACAGGGUUACUUCGAAGGCGCCAUACCCGAUAGGGAACGCCAUGGCGGGUUCAUCUAAGCCCGAAGAGAGCAACAAGAAGGCAUGGCUGGGACUAGGUGCCCAGAUUCCAGUGAAGAUUGAGCAUCAGUCAUAAUAACUAUUUUGUGCUUUGAUCAAUUACUACUAGCUUGGUAGUAAAGAUUUAGCAGCAACUGUUUUGUGCUUCAAAGUGUUAUUUAGAUCUAACUAUAUAUUUAUAUUUCUAAUAUAUAUUUUGCCAAAUUGCUAGGUUUUGUAAUUAAUCUAGAGACUUCUUAUUCUCAGACUAUAUGGAUCUGCUUUAAUUUGUCCUAUUGUUCUUAUACAACAAUCAUUAUUGUUUCAUGUGUAUUUGAUUGUAUUGUUUUGAAUGAAUGUUUUUGUUGUAUGCAAAA
This is a messenger RNA of Ipomoea triloba (trilobed morning glory), 1248 nucleotides long. RefSeq names its product protein TIFY 10A-like. Gene Ontology annotation, cellular component: nucleus. The transcript is spliced from 5 exons. Bases 219 to 968 code for a protein of 249 amino acids. The record is from RefSeq and is a predicted model, not a curated record. NCBI's taxonomy places the organism in Eukaryota, Viridiplantae, Streptophyta, Magnoliopsida, Solanales, Convolvulaceae. Gene Ontology annotation, biological process: regulation of jasmonic acid mediated signaling pathway; response to wounding; regulation of defense response.